Salmo salar (Atlantic salmon) is the source of this 3386-nucleotide messenger RNA. RefSeq names its product glucose-6-phosphate dehydrogenase (gene g6pd). Gene Ontology annotation, biological process: pentose-phosphate shunt, oxidative branch; glucose metabolic process. The record is from RefSeq and is a predicted model, not a curated record. Gene Ontology annotation, cellular component: cytosol. Gene Ontology annotation, molecular function: NADP binding; glucose-6-phosphate dehydrogenase activity. NCBI's taxonomy places the organism in Eukaryota, Metazoa, Chordata, Actinopteri, Salmoniformes, Salmonidae.
UCGAGCGCCGGUGAGUUUCUCUUUAAACCAAUAAAAUCACUGAAUUCGGUUGUGUCAUAUUAACAGGGAAGAAGGAAACUGCGUUAGUGAUGCGCUGCAAGUAGCUUGGUAAUUUACAGAAGUGUCAGUCGAAGAUUCGCGCUGUAAUCGCCGCAUUCUCAGUUAAAGUUAAUCGUUUGAAUUGGAAAUGCCUGGAAAGAGACCUGCCGGUGGUGCCAUUGCACAACAAGGACCCGGAAAAAUGAGCUCCAUUCCCCUCUCUCGGUCCGAGGUGUUCGGGGAGCUGCGGAAGGAGCUGCAUGAGGAUGAGGAGUUCCGUCAGUCCGACGCUCACAUCUUCAUCAUCAUGGGAGCAUCGGGGGAUCUAGCCAAAAAGAAAAUCUACCCAACUCUAUGGUGGUUGUUUAGAGAUGGGCUCCUUCCUGAACAGACUCACUUUGUGGGCUUUGCCCGCUCUGACCUCACGGUGGAUGCCAUCAAAACUGCCUGCAUGCCCUAUCUGAAGGUGGCAGACUCUGAGGCGGAGCGGUUGUCUGUGUUCUUCAGCCGUAACUCUUACGUCAGUGGGAAGUACGCGGAUGAGAGUGCCUUCUCCAACCUCCACACCCACCUGUUGUCCCUGCCCGGGGGUGGUGAGGCCAACCGCCUCUUCUACCUGGCCCUGCCGCCCAGCAUCUACCACGAUGUCACCAAGAACAUUAAGCACCACUGCAUGAGCACCAAUAGGGGCUGGAACAGGGUGAUUGUGGAGAAGCCGUUUGGUCGUGACCUGCAGAGCUCUGAGGAGCUGUCCACCCACCUCUCCUCCCUGUUUACUGAGGAUCAGAUCUACCGCAUAGACCACUACCUGGGCAAGGAGAUGGUGCAGAACCUCAUGGUCCUCAGGUUUGGGAACCGGAUCUUUGGGCCAAUCUGGAACAGGGACAGCAUAGCGUGUGUGGUCCUCACCUUCAAAGAACCCUUCGGCACCCAGGGCCGAGGCGGCUACUUUGACGACUUUGGCAUCAUCCGUGAUGUCAUGCAGAACCACUUGCUCCAGAUGCUCUCUCUGGUUGCCAUGGAGAAGCCGGCCUCCACCAGCUCUGAUGAUGUCAGGGAUGAAAAGGUGAAGGUGCUGAAGUGCAUCGCCCCCAUUACCAUGUCAGAUGUGGUGUUGGGGCAGUACGUGGGCGACCCAGAGGGAGAGGGGGACGCCAAGCUGGGUUACCUUGAUGACCCCACUGUCCCCAAAGGCUCCACCCAGGCCACCUUUGCCACAGCUGUGCUCUACGUGCACAACGAGCGCUGGGAUGGUGUUCCCUUCAUCCUGCGUUGCGGCAAAGCCCUGAAUGAGCGGAAAGCGGAGGUGCGGUUGCAGUUCACCGACGUCCCGGGGGACAUCUUUGGUGCGCAGUGUCGUAGGAAUGAGCUGGUGGUGCGCGUACAGCCCAAUGAGGCCGUCUACGCCAAGAUGAUGAGCAAGAAACCAGGAGUGUACUUCCACCCCGAGGAGACGGAGCUGGACCUCACCUACAAGAGCAGAUACAAGGAUGUGAAGUUGCCAGACGCCUACGAGCGUCUCAUCCUGGACGUCUUCUGUGGCAGCCAGAUGCACUUUGUCAGAAGUGAUGAGCUGAGGGAAGCCUGGAGGAUCUUUACGCCUCUCCUUCAUCAGAUAGAGAACGAGAAGACUCCCCCCACACCCUACAAAUAUGGAAGCCGGGGUCCAACGGAAGCGGACGAGCUCUCAAAGAGGGUCGGUUUCCGUUACGAAGGAACAUACAAAUGGGUCAACCCCCACCGACUGUGAGAGAGGGAGGAGGAGAGGAAGAAGAGGGAUGGGUAGAGGAAGGAGGCAGAGUGGUGUAAAUGAGUAGCGUUACGUUGCAAUACUUUUGAAUGUCUUCUUUGGGUCUGGCGGUUCCUACUAUUGCUCUUUCCUUUCCAGACCUGUCACGGCAACAGUCAAGAAAGACAAGGAAAUAUGGAAAGGUAGCUAUUUAAUAGUAUUGGAGCAUAGCCUAGGUCUCAGGUACUACAUUAAUGCUCUGUACAAGUGACCUGGUGUCACUUGUAUCCGUCAGGUCUUAACUAGGGAGGGAGGAGGUGCUUAACCUCUGGGGAACAAGGGAAGAGCGAGCGAACACUAGCCCAAUUCUGUUUCAGCUUUUACUUCUCGUCAUGGAUUCAAAAGUUGAUCCGAUUCUCCGAUUCUCUACCCUUCACCUAGAAGUGUGCACUUCUUUCCAACAUACUCAUCACACCAGUCCAUCCCAUAAGGGGGGGGGGGGGUACAAGUGCAAACUUCAGACUGGGAGAGUGGUAGAGAAUAGGACUGGCACCAUUGAAUGGGUGUAAGCAGAGAGGUUUGAGCAGAGGGCUGGAGAGGUUUCCACUUCAGUACACACUUCAGGCAGAAGGGCGAGAAACAGAAUUUGGCUAAUCUUAGACAAAACAUUCUACAGCUCUGUGAUCAGCUAGUGAUCAUAGCUACCAAAAGUUAGACCUGGGUGUUUUUACAUGGAGACUGAGAACAAAACAUGGAUAACCUGUUUAAUGGUGGGAAUUACAAUGAAUGUCUACCAUCCUCUGCUAUUACCACCUGUAUUAAAGGGGUACUUUGAGAUUUUGGCAAUGAGGCCAAAACUCGUGGAUACCAUUAACUUCCUCCAUACUGGACACAGAGACAGAGGUAGUUUCGCAAGACCAUGCUAACUACUGUAGUGUUAGCACGAAUGACUGGCAUGGCUUAAUCUUUGAGACAGGCAUAUGCUACUGGCAGGAUCAACCAGGUAUCUGCUAUUAUGCUAGUAGAUACCUAUAGACUUCCAGUCAUUGCGCUAACGCUAGUUAACAUUUGCUUGCCUGACUACCUCUAACUUCCUUCAUACUGGACCCAGACACAAAUGGUAGCCAUGAGUCCAUCUGACUCUGGGGAAGUAAAUAAAGUGCCUCAUUGCUAAAAUCCUAAAGUAUCCCUUUAACAGAUUACGGUUUUUUCUAUGAAUGUAAUCUUUGUUUUUCUUAUGCUAUUUUGGACCAAGCAAAAUCAUGAUUGCAUAAUAAUAAUUGAUGUAUUGAAGUGGGUUUAAAACAUGGUGGUUGAAUGCAGGGGUCAAUAUUUUCUGCAGGCAGUUUCCUCUCCAAUUUCUUACAAAGCAAAAAUUGUACUAGAACAAGGCUUUAGUGUGCUUAAUUCCAAGAAAAGAGCUGUGACCUUUCUGCUGUUUCAUUCCUUUUUGUUUACAUUUUUCAGGCCUAUUAAGUUACUGAUGUUCGUUUAGAAACAGCAAGGUCUGUCACAGGGUCAACAUAUGAUGCCAUCUUUAUAAUGACGUACUGUAUUGCUAUAGACCGAACAUUCAUGUUAUAUUUCCACAACUUGCAAUAAACCAGUAAUUUCUUCA